AUUGCGGUUAAGCGCCGCUCUCGUUGGGACGAAACUCCCCUUAAGUCUGGUGCUGGGGCCACGCCUGGCGCCACUCCGGGCGGGAGCACCCCAUCUCAAACGCCUAGGGGGUUCACACCUGGAGGCCUAACGACUCCUACAAUGACGCCUAGUGGAGUAAUGGGUAUGUCUCUUUUGACUCCGAGUGGAACAACACCUGUUGGCGCGAAAGCAAUGGGCAUGGUUACACCAGCAUUGACGGGCGCUGCUGUUACGCUGCCGGGCUCUGGGGUUCCUAUGACUCCCGAACAGUUGCAGGCCUACUCAUGGCAGAAGGAAAUUGAUGAUCGAAAUCGACCACUCACAGAUGAAGAACUCGAUGAAAUUCUCCCUCCUGGCUACAAAAUCAUGCCUCCACCUGCUGGUUACGUGCCGUUAAGGACUCCUACUCGUCGCCUUGUUGCGACACCGACUCCCAUGGUAGGCACCCCAAUGGGGUUCCGCAUCGCCACUCCAGAUGUCGGUACUGUCGCCGGCCUUGGACAGUCUUCUCAGGGUGCAAAUGCUGCCGCGAUGGGCGAUAUGCAGCCUAAAGAUGCCACUUUGCCUAUGAUGCGCCCAGAUGAUUUGCAAUAUUUUGAUAAGCUCCUUCAG
Molecule: messenger RNA, 633 nt
Organism: Protopolystoma xenopodis
Lineage: Eukaryota; Metazoa; Platyhelminthes; Monogenea; Polystomatidea; Polystomatidae
Source: the annotation of a GenBank genome assembly